AAACGCCCCGGCGCGCUACCAUCCACUCAAAGUGUUUCUUGAAACUGACCGGGCGCGUUGCGAAAUCCCAGAAAAUCAAAUCCGAAAAAACGAUAAGAAUAAGUGUAUCUUAGUGUGAUACGCAGUGUGCCAAAAAGCAAAAACACAGUUUUAAACCGACGUUUUAGCUGCUUCUCAAUAAAAGAAUGAAGUGCCAACUGCUUUUCCUGGCCACCGUGUGCCUGGCCAGCGUCUGGGCGCUGCCCGUUCCCGACGAGGAGGUGGCCAUCCAGCCGGACUCCAGCGGCUCCAAGGCCGAUCUGCUAACCAAGACCGUCCUGCCCACCGCCGUUGAGCCCGCUGCCGCCAAGACCGAGUUGCCCGUGGUGGAGGUUCCCAAGAUUGAAGCCAAGGCUGCAGAGAUCCCUGCUUCAGCUGCACCGGCUGUCAUCACUCCUGAGCCAUCGGCAGCCAAGGAGAUCAACAGCGUGGAGCUCAAGUCGAGUGCGCCGGAUGUAGAGACCGCCCCAGCCAUUCCCGAGAAGAAGACCCUGCCGGAGGAGCCAAAGGAAGUUGCCGUUGAGGCCGAAAAGAAGCAGGAGAAGGCCGCUCGCACGGAAACGGAGCCCGUUGUUGUGGUGGAGGCCCAGAACCAGGCACCCAAGGCCAUUGAGCUGGCACCCGAGGCACCGGCCGCCAAUGCCGAGGUCCAGAAGCAGAUCGUCGACGAGGCCAAGCCCCAGGAGCCCAAGAUUGAUGCCAAGUCCGCCGAGGAGCCAGCCAUUCCUCCCGUUGUAGCCGUCGCUGAAAAGGAGACCAUUGCCGCCACCACCACUAUUCCAGCGGAGCAGCCUGCCCGCCAGGAGAGGAUCAAUGAGCUUGAGGCCGCCGCCAAGAAGGAAUCGAUUGCUGCCAUCGAGGAGCCAGUUGUUAAGGCGGCCGAGGUUCCAGCCGUUGAGCCAGCCAAAACGGAGACCAACAUCCAGGUGAUUGCUCCCGAAAAGAAGUCCAUCGAGUCGACUGGUGCUGCUCCUGCAGCUUCUCCUGCCGCUUCUCCUGCCGCCCAGGCUGCCCAGGCCAAGUCGGGUGAGGCCCCCAAGCCGGUGGAUCAGCAGAAGAGCACCGAGACCGUGGCCGAGGCCGCUCCCGUCCUGAAGACCAAUGCCCCUUUGGCCCCCGCCGGUGCCACCAAGGUCAGUGAGCCCGUCAAGGAGAAGGAGCAGCCUGCCGAGACCAUUGCCAAGGCCCUGCCCGAGGAGACUGUGGUGGCUGCCGCACCCGAGGCCAAGAAGAUCGACGAGACAGCCGAGGCUGCCGUGACCAAGAGCCCCGAAGCCAUUGCCGAGCCCAUUGCCCAGGCUGCACCGGCUGCACCGGCUGCUCCGGCAGCUACUGAGCCGAAAAAGUCAUCGGAGGAGAAGUCGGACAAGUCCGAGUCCAAGGUCGAUGAGUCCUCGGAGUCGAAGGAAUCGGAGGAGAGCAGCGAAUCGAAGGAGAACUAGGGAUAGUAAGAGAGAGCUUUACAUCUACACCACCACCAUGCCUUAACCCAGCACCACCAGCCGCACCAGCCGCACCACCACCCCCUACCGACCAUCGCACCACUGCUACGCCUUGGCAGCGUCUUAAUAUUACGAUCGUAGUUAGUGGUAUCCUUAGUUGUAAAUGGAGCAGAACGAAAUGACACAUACAACCAUGAAUAUGAAUAUGAGUUUGAAGGAACAAUAGAACCAAGUGGAUUGGAUUCUGAAAGAUCGCAAGGAACCCACGCGUAGGCAUAACAAUUCAACACACAACAAACAGGACAAACCGCUAAGAUGGCAUAAAGUAAUACUUAUAAUUAUAAUUUAAUUAAUGUAAUUUUAAUUAAAUCUUAGUCAUUGCAAGACAACACCCCCCAGCACCCCCUAUCAAGAAUCCCAGAUCAGCCUGUCCAACGGUCCAUCUUAAAGCAAAACACCCAAACCACUUCACCAGCCCUCGAGUAUCGCCUAUGAUACAAAUAUGAAAUGAAAAGCCCUUUUUUUUUUAUUUGAGUUCGAACAUAAUGAAACUACAUUUAAUAACGAUAGUGUUAUAACGUAUAUAUGAGAGGAAGUAUAUAUGAUUUUAUAUAGACUGAGAAAAUUCUUAAAUAAAAAUCGAAAAACAAAAAUACACAAG
This is a messenger RNA of Drosophila takahashii, 2142 nucleotides long. It is a transcript of the gene bnb, whose product is annotated as bangles and beads. Lineage: Eukaryota; Metazoa; Arthropoda; Insecta; Diptera; Drosophilidae. The record is from RefSeq and is a predicted model, not a curated record.